This is a messenger RNA of Purpureocillium lilacinum, 6672 nucleotides long. RefSeq names its product DNA polymerase epsilon catalytic subunit. The record is from RefSeq and is a predicted model, not a curated record. Gene Ontology annotation, molecular function: single-stranded DNA 3'-5' DNA exonuclease activity; nucleotide binding; DNA-directed DNA polymerase activity. NCBI's taxonomy places the organism in Eukaryota, Fungi, Ascomycota, Sordariomycetes, Hypocreales, Ophiocordycipitaceae. Gene Ontology annotation, biological process: DNA replication; base-excision repair, gap-filling; leading strand elongation. Gene Ontology annotation, cellular component: epsilon DNA polymerase complex; nucleus.
AUGCCCAACACAAGCCUGCGGCGGCCGCAAAAGGGCUUUCGCCGCGGCGGCAAGUCGGCAUACCAUGGCGGACGGGGAACACGGACCUUCGCCGCCUCGUCCCGGGCAGAGGGCACAUCCGCAGACGAAAAGUGGGAGCGCACACGGCAGGCCCAGACGAUAGACGAGAACAUGGGCUUUGGCCGGUACGAGAGCGGCAAGAAGAAGGAAGGUUGGCUCGUCAAUGUCCAGUCCACAUCCAUCGAGGAUGAGAGGAUACCUGGUGGACGGGCGGCGCUCGACUGCUACUUCAUCGAGCUCGACGGAUCGACCUUCAAGGCGACCGUCGAGUACGAUCCAUACUUCUUGAUCGCGGUCAAGAGGGGACACGAGUCCGAGGUCGAGGAGUGGGUCAAGAGGGUGCCCGGCGGCGGUGUCGUCAAGGGCAUCCGCAGGAUCGAAAAGGACGACCUGAGCCUGCCAAACCACCUGCUCGGCCACCGGCGGACGUUUCUCGAGCUCAAGUUUGCCAACGUCAAUGACCUCAUGGCAGCGAGGAGAGACAUUAUGCCCGUGGCGGAGAAGAACAAGAAGAACAUGAAUGCGAUGGACGCAUACGCCGAGGUGGUCUCAGCAAGCGGCAACUUUGACCUUUUCGACGAUGACUUACGAAAUAAUGACCGAGCCAUGAACAACUCAUUCGCAGACGCGAGCGAUUACAUUGUCGACAUUCGCGAAUAUGAUGUACCGUACCACGUGCGGGUAAUGAUAGACUUGGACAUACGGGUUGGAAAGUGGUAUUUUGUCGAGGCAAAGCAUGGAGUCACCAAGGUGUGGCUCAAUGAGGAGCGCUCCCUGCCGGCGGACCCCGUCGUGCUCGCCUUCGAUAUCGAAACCACCAAGCUGCCGCUCAAGUUCCCCGACGCCGCCAUCGACCAAAUCAUGAUGAUUUCGUACAUGAUUGACGGGCAAGGAUUCCUCAUCACCAACCGUGAGAUCAUCUCAGAAGACAUUGGCGACUUUGAUUACACGCCCAAACCAGAAUAUCCGGGACCCUUUAUGAUCUUCAACGAACCAAACGAAAAGGCACUCAUCGAGCGGUUCUUCCUGCAUGUCAAGGAGGCCCGUCCCACAGUCAUUGCCACUUACAACGGUGACUUUUUCGAUUGGCCCUUUGUCGAAGCGCGAGCCAGCGUCAACGGCAUCGACAUGUACCAAGAGAUUGGGUGGAAAAAGGACAGCGAGGACCAGUUCAAGUGCAACUACAGCGUGCACAUGGACUGCUUUCACUGGGUGAACCGAGACUCGUAUCUGCCCCAGGGCUCUCGAGGCCUGAAGGCGGUCACCGUCGCAAAGCUAGGAUACGACCCCGACGAGCUGGACCCAGAGUUAAUGACUCCGUACGCAAGCGAGCGCCCGCAGACGCUUGCCGAGUACUCCGUCUCCGACGCAGUCGCGACAUACUACCUGUACAUGAAGUAUGUGCACCCCUUCAUUUUCUCGCUGUGUACCAUCUUGCCGCUGGGAGGCGAUGACACGCUGAGGAAAGGAACGGGCACGCUUUGCGAAAUGCUCCUCAUGGUGCAGGCAUAUCAGAAGGAGAUUGUGCUGCCAAACAAGCACCAGUCGCCAAAGGAGGCGUUCUGGGAUGGCCACCUGCUCGACUCCGAGACGUAUGUCGGCGGUCACGUCGAGAGUAUCGAGGCUGGUGUGUUUCGAUCCGAUAUCCCUGUCGACUUUGCCGUUGACCCCGGCGCCGUCGACGAACUGAUCCGAGACUUGGACUCCGCCUUGCGCUUCGUCAUUACCGUCGAAGAGAAGAAGAACUUUGACGACGUGGAAAACUACGAAGAGGUCAAGCAGCAGAUUGUCGAGAGGUUGACAAAGCUCAAGGAGAUUCCAAACCGACACGAGCAGCCGCUCAUCUACCACUUGGACGUCGCAUCCAUGUACCCCAACAUUAUGACUACAAAUCGACUGCAGCCGGAUUCCAUGAUUUCAGAGUCUGACUGCGCGGCCUGCGACUUCAAUCGACCGGGGAAGACGUGCGAUAGGCGGCUACCGUGGGCGUGGCGAGGAGAGUACAUGCCGGCCAAGCGCGACGAAUACAACAUGAUUCGAAACGCGCUCGAGAACGAAAGGUUUCCCGGCAAGACGCCUCAAGCACCGAUGCGGACCUUUCAGGACUUGAGCGCCGACGAGCAGGCCGGCCUCGUCCGGAAACGCCUUCAGCUGUUCUCGCAAAAAGUGUACCACAAAAUUCACGACUCUACUACCAUCGUCCGAGAAGCCAUCAUCUGCCAGCGCGAGAAUCCCUUUUACAUCAACACCGUGCGAGACUUUCGUGAUCGUCGAUACGACUACAAGGGCAAGGCCAAGGUUUGGAAGGGCAAGACUGAAGCGCUGAAGUCAUCGGGCGCCUCUGGUACCGACGUCGAUGCGGCCAAAAAGAUGAUCAUCUUGUACGACUCUCUGCAGCUUGCACACAAGGUCAUUCUCAACUCCUUCUACGGCUACGUCAUGAGAAAGGGUUCCCGCUGGUAUUCCAUGGAAAUGGCCGGUGUGACGUGUCUGACUGGAGCCACCAUCAUUCAGAUGGCCCGACAGCUCGUCGAGCGCCUCGGCCGCCCACUGGAACUGGACACUGACGGUAUUUGGUGUAUGCUGCCGGCCACGUUUCCCGAAAAUUUUUCGUUCAAGCUCAAGAACGGCAAGAAGCUCAACAUCUCGUACCCUUGUGUCAUGUUGAACCAUCUCGUACACGACCGCUUCACGAAUCACCAGUACCAGACGCUCGUCGAUCAAAAGACGUUCAAGUAUGAGACCCACAGCGACAACUCCAUCUUCUUCGAAGUCGACGGCCCCUACAAGGCCAUGAUUCUACCAACGUCGAAGGAAGAGGACAAGAACUUGAAGAAGCGAUAUGCCGUGUUCAACGACGACGGCAGCCUAGCAGAACUCAAGGGCUUCGAGGUCAAGCGACGCGGUGAGCUCAAGCUCAUCAAGAUCUUUCAGCAGCAAAUCUUCAAGUUCUUCCUUGAGGGUGAGGACUUGGCGCAGUGCUACGCGGCCGUGGCCAAGGUGGCGAAUCGGUGGCUGGACGUCUUACACAGCAAGGGGUCCACGCUUGCGGACGAAGAGCUCAUGGAGCUUAUUUCGGAGAACCGAAGCAUGUCCAAGACGCUGGAAGAGUACGGCAGUCAAAAAUCUACCAGUAUUACCACAGCACGUCGCUUGGCAGACUUUUUGGGCGAGCAGAUGGUCAAGGACAAGGGCCUAAACUGCAAGUUUAUUAUUUGCUCUAGACCACGCAACGCGCCCGUCACCGAGCGCGCCGUUCCUGUUGCCAUAUUUUCGGCCGAUGAGACCAUCAAGAGAACGUAUCUCAAGAAGUGGCUCAAGGAGGAACCCGCCGACACUGAUCCGCGAGCGCUUCUCGACUGGGAUUACUACCUCGAGCGCUUGGGCUCCGUCAUCCAGAAGCUCAUCACCAUCCCGGCCGCACUGCAAAAGGUCCGCAACCCGGUCCCGCGCGUGCCGCACCCCGACUGGCUUCAGCGGCGAAUCAACAUCAAAGACGACAAGAUGAAGCAGAAGAAGCUCACCGACUUGUUCAGCAAGGAGCCGCUCGGAGAUAUUACAAAUAUCAACGGGGCUCGCAUGGACGACAUGGAGGACUUUGGAGCCAAGCUGCUGAAACCAAAGACUGUCAGCGCGGCGAUUGCGUCCUCGCAGCCAGCUCCCACGGCGCAGAAGCGCAAGUCCCCCGAACCAGUCGAGAACGCUGACCUCAUGGUCGCGCUGCCGAAAGAGAUGCCAGGGCCCUCGGAUGAUUACCCAGCCUUCCUACAGUACCAAAAGAAGAAGUGGAAGCUCCAGAAGCAGGCGCGAAUCCGCCGGCGCCAGCUGUUUGGCGAACGAAAAGGCGUCGCUGGAGGGAACAGCAACAUUCAGCAGACGUUCAGGAAACAGGCCCAUCUGACUUUCAUGAGCACGUGGCAGCUGCUUCACCUCAAGGCCACGGACAGCCCCGGCAUCGUCACUGCACACAUCUUGAUUGACGGCAAGAUCCACACAAUCAAGAUCAAGGUCCCUCGCCAAGUCUUCCUCAACUUGAAGAGCAAGGAGCUGCCGGACAUUGAGAUCGACGGCUGCGAUGUCGAGCAGGUCAACUAUACGCUCCCCAACGGGCACCCGUCCAGCCAUCUCUUCAAGCUCACGGUGCCAGAGGACGUCUACUUCAACGAAGCGGAAAAGUUUUCGCUACUCUUCAACCAUUCAAGCGUGGAGGGCGUGUACGAGAAGCAGGUGCCGCUCAACAUUCGAGCGGUGCUCCAGCUGGGCAAUCUGUGUACUAUUGAUGAAGAGCAGCAAGGUGUUCUUGGCAAGGGCCUGGAGACUGGCUUCGACCUCAACGGCCUCAAGCGGCCACUCAAGACGCGGACGUACCUGGAGUCUUCUCCUCUGGCGUACAUUUACAUCUCGCACAUCACCGCGGGAGAGCGACAAAUCUUUGGCAUUUUCUCCACGACCGGCGAUCAAGCGCAUGUUGUCAUUCUUCAGAAGAACAGAGACUCUGGACAAGACCUGCCCAAUGUCACGAGAAUGUACUCGGAGAUGCUGGCGGCGCGAGCGCAGGAAGCGGCCGGAACGAACUGGCAGGACUGCUUCACUUACCAGGAGCGGGUCACGUUCAAGAUCACACAGGUGACGACAAGACGAAAGGCUCAUCUGGAGAUUGGCGACAUUGUCAAGAAGAUGCGCAAGGACGAGUCCAGGCCACAGAUGAUGGUCAUCCAGUCCUCACAGCGCAAUCUUCUCGUCCACGACGUGCCGAUCCUGGGCGAGUUCCCGGUCCUGCCACUAAAGUACGAUGCGACGGAUAGCUCGCUGCCUCCUCUGGGAUGGCAAUCAGUAGUUGCCCGCCGCCUGGUCGGGCACUACUUAGGACUGGGAUCUUGGAUUCUGCAUCUGACUGCCCUUGCUCGGUACGGAGACGUUCCUCUUUGCAACUUGGAGCGAGAGGAUCCACGGUUCCUCAUCGAUAUUGCCUACGCCCGGAGACUCCAGGCCAACGGGGUCGUGCUUUGGUGGUCUGCCGGCGCUCGUCCCGACCAUGCCGGCUACGAGAACGACGAUAUCGUCGGCCCUCUGGACACGGUCAAAAUGCCUAGCGUUAAUAACCCCGGCACAUUUUCCUCCGUGUGCAUCGACCUGGAUGUACGGAACCUGGCAAUCAACACCAUCCUGACCUCGUCGCUCAUCAACGAGCUCGAGGGAGCCGAUUCUGUGUCCUUCAACCCUACGGCGGACGGCUCCGAGGCCCUGGCAUCCGACAAUGCAUUUGCCAACGCCGGCGUGUUGGUGCUGCGAGAGAUGGUCAAGGCUUGGUGGGCAGAGGCGUGCAAGGGCAGCACCAUGGCCGACGUGCUCGUACAGCACCUCGUCCGCUGGGUGGAGAACCCCGACUCCUUCAUGUACGACCGCGCGCUGCACUACUAUGUGCAGAUGAUGUCCCGCAAGGCAUUUCAGCAGCUCAUGGCAGACUUUCGGCGCGUGGGCUCGCAGGUUGUCUUUGCCAACGCGAAUCGUCUCAUCCUUCAGACCACAAAGGCCGAGGUCGGCAACGCUUUUGCCUACAGCCAGUACAUCAUCAAGUCGAUCAAGAGCAAGCCGCUCUUCCACUUCAUCGACCUCGAGAUCAAGGAGUACUGGGACUAUCUGGUGUGGUACGACGAGUUCAACUAUGGCGGCAAGGCGUGCCAGGAGGUGGUGGAGGCCGAGGAGCAGAAUCUCGAGACCAUUAUGCACUGGCAGAUGGCAACAUUCCUGCCCGUGCGGCUGCAGCCGGUGUUCCAGGAAUGGGUGAUUGAGUUUAUCCAGCUCAUGCACUCCCUCAAGCGACCGGCGGCGGGAGAUCCGGACUCGACUCCGCGCCUUACGCAGCUGCCCAACCGCAACAUGGAGAAGCUCGACGGGGAGCAAAUCAUCCUGGGCAAGGCGUUUGAGAAGCCUCUCAAGAAGGCCAUCGUCGGGCUCGUCAACCAGCAGAAGCGGGAGCUCAUGCAUCCGGAGCUCGCCGAGGACUACUCGUUCCCCGUGCUGCCGGGCUCGCACCUGCAGCACCGCGGCGGGCCGGUGCUCGAGCUGGUCAAGUCGCUCAUGCAGGUCCUCUCGCUCGACAAGAACAUCACGCUCGAGGCGCGACUCCUGCGCAAGGAGCUCCUCGCGCUGUUUGAGGUGCGCGAGUUCUCCAAGGAUGGCACGUUCGCCAACCCGUCGGAGAGCCUCAAGCUGCCGCAGCUCUCGUGCGACAGCUGCACCAUGGCGCGCGACCUGGACCUGUGCCGCGACGAGGACCUUCUCCGGGGCGGCGGGCGGGACGCCGACGCGCAGGCGUGGAGCUGCGCGCUGUGCGGCAGCGAGUACGACCGGGUGGCCAUCGAGGAGCGGCUCGUGGGCAUGGUGCAGGCCUGGCUCGUCGAGUGGGCGACGCAGGACCUCAAGUGCGCGCGCUGCGGCGCGCUGCGCGUAAACGACCUGAUGGAGCACUGCACGUGCAGCGGCGAGUGGAAGGAGGUUGUGGCGCGCGAGGACGUGACGCGCAGGCUGGGCGUGACGAGGAGGGUGGCCAAGUACUACCAGCUGAGGAUGCUGGCGGACGUUGUCGACGGCGUGUAUGCUGGGUUGUGA